Penaeus indicus is the source of this 1964-nucleotide messenger RNA. Its product is annotated as E3 ubiquitin-protein ligase TRIM11-like. NCBI's taxonomy places the organism in Eukaryota, Metazoa, Arthropoda, Malacostraca, Decapoda, Penaeidae. The transcript has 4 exons. The record is from RefSeq and is a predicted model, not a curated record. The coding region runs from base 259 to 1584 and encodes 441 amino acids.
GACGCGAAAAUGACUCUAAAACAACACAUUUUCACGUAAUAAACCCGGGGGAAAGAACAUUUAAAAGGAAUAUUAUCAUGAAAACGGCCUUAUUUCUCGCGUGGUGGCAUCUAGCACAGGCAACUCCAAGGACGGGCAUCAAGGACCGAAGAGCCUGUGACUCGUACGUUCAUGACGCGUACGUUCCUGACACACCACGUGAAGACACCACGUCCACUUGCCUUGUGUGAACUUAGCUCUUUGUGCUAAUUUGACACAAUGAACGCAGCCUUGGAAAACGAGAUCACGUGCGGCGUGUGCAGUGAGGUCUAUUCGCCAGAGUCCGGUCGGGAGCCUGUGAUGCUACCCGAAUGCGGUCACACCUUCUGCAGGGAGUGCCUCCUCAACCUUCAGUCUACGUCUCUCGUUUGCCCGAACUGCAGGCAAAGCCACUGCAGGGUGUGCGUUGAGGACUUGCCUGUGAAUUUCGCUCAGCUGGGCAUAGCUAUAGCGUUGUCGAAUAUUCAGAAAAGCAAAGAACAAGGGCAGUGCAGCAAACACAGCCUCCCACUAGACCUGUGGUGUUCAGUUUCCCAGAAAGAGAUAUGUGCGAUGUGCUACUUCGAGGAGACGAAACAGACACAGCAGCGGGUUCUAACGCUGGCUGAAAGGAGGCAGUUCACCGUGGACGCCAUCAGACAGAAGUCGCUUAUCCUGAGCCAGCUGUACACGACGCUAAAACACUGCCUAACCAGUGACAGCGAAAACACGUGUCAAAACAGUUACGCCAAGAAACUCAACGAUAUUCUCCGAGGGGAGGAACUUGGCAUUCUUCCUUCUUCAAGCAUCGACAAAAAACUAGACGGACUGAAGAAGAUGAUUUUUCCCACCGACCGAGAGAGGAGAAGCGGCUCCGGCAGCGGCAAGGAAAGCAGACAGGAAGCAGAGAGGCCUGAUAAGAUGAAGCUUCGGUGUGUAGCCAGGUGCGACAAGGGGAGGAAAGCGCGGCUGACGUGGGAGGAAGAUCAGCUUCAUAUCUACGGACUCUGUGUGGACCCCGAGGAGGCGCACAUCACGCUGAACAUGAGCGACGUCCGCCUCCUCGUCCCUCAGGAGAACCCCACAGUGUUCCUGGACGUGGCCGACCGGGACGGACCCAUCGGCCGCAUCAACAUCAAGGUGUGGACGCACCUCCGCCGCGGCCAGCAGUUCCUCGCGCUGUGCCAGGGACACCUGGGGCCGACGCUGAAGGGCUCGGCGUUCCUGGACGUCACCGAGACCGCCGGGAUCGACUGCCUUCGCGCGGGACGCUACCUGACGGAGAACGGCACGAGCUCCCACGCCCUGAUGGAUCGCCUGGAGUGGAACGAGGGUCAUGAGCGGCCGGGACGCAAGGGCCUGGUGGCUGGCUGGAGCUUCAGGAAGGCGGAGGACGAGACCCUGUUCGGCAUAGCGCUGGGGGAGUGCCAGGUCAAGUUCUGCUGUCCUUUCGGCGAGGUUGUGUCCGGCUUGUCCUUCGUCGAGGACAUCGCCUAUAACCGCACGGUGAGGGACGUGACCAUUGUGGAGGUGGGGACGGCCGUGCGCGACUUUGCGGCGAACUGAAACGGAGGCGAAGUGUGUGGGACCAGUGUGUGGGAAGGAGAGAAAGGCGGGGCUUCUUGUGGCUUCUUUUUUAUUGCUGUUCUUUCUCAUUUAUGAUAAAGUGGUUUCAGGAAUGAAUUCAUUUAAAAUGUUUUUUUUUGUCCAGUUUUCUCUUUUGCAUUGCAUUAGCUUUAUGAUUAAUGUGAAUAUAUGAAUUUUAUACAGUAUGUAUAUAUAUAUAUAUAUAUAUAUAUAUAUAUAUAUAUAUAUAUAUAUAUAUAUAUAUACAUAUAUACAGAAAUGAGAUCUGCCUGCCUACAAAGUGACUUCGAAAUUUGAUUUUAGAAUAUUUUAUUUUUAGAUACAAAUGUAAAUAUAACAAAUAAACGUGUAUAAUAUUC